UCUGCACAGCUAACUCACCCCAUAACCACACCACCACAGCACACCACACCAACAAAGCUCAUCCCAUUUUUAUCUCUCUCAGAACCCUCCAUCAUCAACACACACCUUCAUUUCAUAUACACCUCUCUCUCUCUCUCCCUCUCUCCAAAGGAUGGCAGACCGGAAGCUUGAGAAUAAUGGGUUUUCCGGCGAACCCCAAAAACCCAUUCCAGAUUUCGAUCCUUCGCCAAAACCGAAACGAAACAUGUUUGCUUUGGCGUGUGCCACCUUAGCUUCCAUGACUUCCAUCUUACUCGGUUAUGACAUAGGAGUUAUGAGUGGAGCAGGUCUGUUCAUCAAAGAUGACCUUAAAAUCUCCGACGUCCAGCUGGAAGUCCUGAUGGGAAUCCUCAACGUCUACUCCCUCCUGGGGUCGGCCGCCGCCGGAAGAACCUCGGACUGGAUUGGGCGCCGCUACACCAUCGUACUGGCCGCCGUGAUCUUCUUUGUGGGAGCACUUCUGAUGGGUUUUGCCACCAACUAUGCCUUUCUGAUGGUCGGCCGAUUCGUCGCCGGAAUUGGCGUCGGCUACGCCCUCAUGAUCGCCCCCGUCUACACCGCCGAGGUCUCCCCCGCCGCCUCCCGCGGUUUCCUCACCUCCUUCCCCGAAGUCUUCAUCAACGCCGGUAUCUUACUUGGAUACGUAUCAAACUACGCAUUUUCAAAGCUCCCAACUCACUUAGGGUGGCGAUUCAUGCUCGGAAUCGGCGCCAUUCCAUCCGUAUUCCUCGCCGUUGGUGUACUCGCCAUGCCCGAGUCACCUCGCUGGCUCGUUCUCCAAGGUCGGCUCGGCGACGCCAAGCGAGUUCUCGACAAGACUUCCGACUCCAAAGCCGAGGCUCAGCUCCGGCUCGCCGACAUCAAGGAAGCCGCCGGAAUCCCCGAAGAGUGCAACGACGACGUCGUUCCUGUCCCCAAGCGAAGCCACGGCGAAGGCGUCUGGCGCGACCUGAUUCUCCACCCCACGCCGACUGUGCGCCACAUUCUCCUAGCCGGCGUGGGAAUUCACUUUUUUCAACAAACUUCGGGCAUAGACGCCGUCGUUUUGUAUAGUCCGAAGAUAUUCGAGAAAGCAGGUAUAACUAGGAAAUCUUUGAAGCUACUCGCUACGGUAGCCGUUGGAUUUGUGAAGACUAUGUUCAUCCUAGUCGCGACUUUUUUGUUGGAUCGGGUCGGGCGUAGACCCUUGCUUUUGAGUAGCGUUGCUGGUAUGAUCGUCUCACUCGCGACUCUAGGUGUGUCCUUGUCGAUCAUCGAUCACUCAGAGAAGAAAUUGAUCUGGGCCGUUACUUUGGCGUUCUUGUCAGUUUUAUCGUACGUUGCGACUUUUUCGAUCGGAAUGGGGCCCAUCACGUGGGUAUAUAGUUCGGAGAUUUUUCCACUGAGGUUGCGGGCGCAAGGGACAAGUAUGGGUGUGGCUGUAAACCGUGUGAUGAGUGGAAUGAUAUCGAUGACUUUUCUCUCUCUUUACAAGGCAAUCACAAUUGGUGGGGCAUUCUUUCUCUUCAUGGGAGUUGCAAUAGUGGGUUGGUUAUUUUUUUACACUCUGCUCCCAGAAACACAAGGAAAAACUCUUGAAGAAAUGCAAUCUUUGUUUGGCACAUUCUUUAAGUGGAGAGUGACAAUGAGAGAAUUAGAGAAGAAUAAAACGAUGAACAGUAAUAUUGGUGGCGAUGGUAACAACAAUGGUCAAAUUCAGUUAGGAAUUGCCAACCGCUAAAGAAAAUGUUAAAUUUAAAUCAACGAUAGUUUUGUUAAUAUGUGUUUUGAAGAAGGCUUUUAAUGCCAUUUAUAGAUAUGAUGGGUUUCUAUAUAAACUUUUUAAUUUCUCUCUUUAUGAUU
This is a messenger RNA of Camellia sinensis, 1881 nucleotides long. RefSeq names its product putative polyol transporter 2. Gene Ontology annotation, cellular component: membrane. Gene Ontology annotation, biological process: transmembrane transport. The record is from RefSeq and is a predicted model, not a curated record. NCBI's taxonomy places the organism in Eukaryota, Viridiplantae, Streptophyta, Magnoliopsida, Ericales, Theaceae. Gene Ontology annotation, molecular function: carbohydrate:proton symporter activity.